AUGACCGUCAUGGAUGCGACAAGGAGUACAGAAGACCAUGAGGCUGCUGUCCUCCGAGAGCUUAGUCCAACACCAUACGCAUGUUCUUCGAUCGAAAGGCUGAGCGGAGGGGUGAUGAAUACUACUUACAAAGGCCAUCUUCUGCGGCCGCUUUCCGAUGGCGCGACGACGAUUGUCAUCAAGAUCGGUGAGGAGGAGAGCGCCAUGUUACCCGGGAUGAAGUUCUCGACAGCAAGAUGCGUCGCAGAACAGGCCAUGCUACAACAUAUGGGAGACCAGCCCCAUGUCGUUGAUCCAGAGACGCAUAUCUCUGUGCGGUCCCCCAAUUUGUACCACUACUUCUCGAAGAGCAAUACGCAGGUUAUGGAGGAUAUUAAAGAUAGCCAAUCCCUUGAUGAUUUAUUGCAUUCUCCAGUCGCCGCGAAAAUGACCACGGCAACUGCGAAAGCUUUAGGGGAGAGUCUUGGCGUCUGGAUCUCAUACUUCCAUUCGACGUGUCAGAGCCGUAUCAACGCAGAACUCUCGGAGAUCAUCAGGCGCAAUAGUGAUGAUAUAGCCCAACGCGGGGAAAUGACCAAGCGUAAAGCUUUGGACACUGCGCACCUAACAGAGCCAGCCAGAUCAUAUACGCUGAAGGAGAUGGACGUCGGCUGCACACCAGAGGACAUUGUCCUUCACGGAGAUUUCACCAUAAGAAAUGUCCUAAUCAAGGAUUCAUGUCUUCAUAUCGUAGAUUGGGAAUUGUGUCGGUAUGGGGACCGCACCCAGGAUAUCUGUUCCAUGAUCUCUCAAUUGUACAUGUCCUUCCACUUCCAUAAACUAGAUGCCGCCAUGACGAUGCUGCAAGCGUUUCUCAGCAGAUAUAGUCCCAUGACUGAAGAGCUUGCUUACCGCAUUGUUCUUAUGACCGGAAUUUAUUUCUUCUGGGUAAGGCUUUAUAUCCCUGAACCAGAGGCGGACGUGGCGCAGCUUCUGCGACUUGCGGCAGACCUAAUUGUGAUGGGAGCCGAAAGAGAUCGCAAGAGAAUUGCUGAAACCUUCCUUGGUUGCUUAUUUACAAAUCUGUGA
Aspergillus nomiae NRRL 13137 is the source of this 1068-nucleotide messenger RNA. RefSeq lists its product as uncharacterized. The record is from RefSeq and is a predicted model, not a curated record. Bases 1 to 1068 code for a protein of 355 amino acids. Lineage: Eukaryota; Fungi; Ascomycota; Eurotiomycetes; Eurotiales; Aspergillaceae. The transcript is spliced from 3 exons.